Trichoderma atroviride IMI 206040 is the source of this 1329-nucleotide messenger RNA. RefSeq lists its product as uncharacterized. The record is from RefSeq and is a predicted model, not a curated record. Gene Ontology annotation, cellular component: membrane. NCBI's taxonomy places the organism in Eukaryota, Fungi, Ascomycota, Sordariomycetes, Hypocreales, Hypocreaceae. Gene Ontology annotation, molecular function: transmembrane transporter activity. Gene Ontology annotation, biological process: transmembrane transport.
AUGACGGCUGUGCAAAAUCUUUCCAGUGACGACGAGAUAAAGGAUAUCGAGAAUCCAAUCGAGGAUCCCAAUACAGAAGCGUCAGUCGAAGAUGCCAGCCAACUACAGCAACUGCAAGAGGAUGAACACGACGGCGGAUAUGGCUGGGUAUGCGUCGCAUGUCAGUUGAUGAUUACAGCGAGCACAUGGGGAGUCAACGGUGCUUUCGGUGUCUACCUCACUCACUACAUCUCCACAAACGAAUUCCCCGGCACGUCCGAAAUCGCCUACUCUUUCAUCGGUGGUCUAUCUCAAUCCCAAAUCCUCCUCAUAGCUCCCCUCGUCACGCACGCCACUAAGCUUCUCGGCACCAAGCCUCCGCUAUUCAUCGGAGCCGCGCUGGAAGCUGGAGCUCUGGUAGGCGCGAGCUUCGCUACGAAAUCUUGGCAACUCUUCUUAUCCCAAGGCUUGUUAUUCGGCUGGGGCUGUUCAUUCUUAUACAUUGGCACCAUUGGCCUUAUUCCACAGUGGUUUGCUCGAAGAAAGGGCAUUGCGACUGGAAUUGCAGCUGCGGGAAGUGGUCUCGGAGGUCUCAUAUACAGUUUAUCCACCGAGGCCAUGAUUUCCAACUUGAGCGUUGCCUGGGCCUUUCGCAUCACGGCCAUCUGCACCGCUGUCACAAACGUUGUUUGCAUCAUAUUAAUAAAAGAUAGGAACAAGCAUAUUCAGCCGUUUCAGAAUGCGUUUGAUUUCCGCCUCUUGAAGCGGCCCGCGCUGCUCCUCAUCAUUGCGUGGAUGUUCCUCAGCGUCAUUGGAUACACGUGCGUUCUGUUCUCGCUCCCUGAUAAUGCUACUCGGAUCGGGCUUACUGCCCACCAAGGUGCUAUCUUGGGUGCCUUGGCCAAUCUUGGAAUGGUUAUUGGUAGACCGGCAGUGGGCUUUCUCAGUGACCGAUAUGGGAGGUUGAACAUUGUCAUCUCAGCGACCUUUUUAGCAGGAAUAUGGUGCUUGUGUCUCUGGACGUCAGGAACAUCAUAUUCCAUCUUGAUUGCAUUUUCUAUUCUAGGAGGAACGGUCAUGGGAACAUGCUGGCCGAUGGCCGGGCCGAUGCUGGCAGAUGCCUUUGGAAUAAAGCUUCUCCCAUCCACACUGUCUAUUCUCUGGACCAGUUCUGCUAUCCCUUCAGCAUUUGCUGAGGCCAUGGCUUUGGGACUUCGACGAACGCACAAACCCGUCUAUCUCGACGUUCAGAUAUUUUCCGGGUGUAUGUUUAUUGGUGCUGCACUUCUCUUGCUACCUCUGAGGUUUAAGAAGAACAUCAAAAGCCUCGCUUCAUCAGAGAAAAACUGA